AUUCCCUUUUUAUGUCACAAAAAUAAUCAGCUUCGGGCUUCACUUCUACCUCUUUUGUAUAAAUAGAAACAUUCAAGACAAACAACAAUAAUUGAAGUAUUUUCUUCUCUCUUCUUCUUCUAAAAAGUCUUAAGGUAUGAAAUCCUCGACUAGUAGUAGCGCUCGUGCCCAAAUAGUAGCCAAAAACCCUCCUUCCUGCAGACGAACGCCUUCAUUUUCGUCUUCAUCUUCAUUUUCCUCCUGUUCGUCGUAUUAUACAGAGGAUUCUCCCCUGGGUUCCGCCGCCCCGCUUAGAUUUUCUGGUGUGCCAUUUUCUUGGGAACACUUGCCAGGAAUUCCCAAAACAAAUAAUAACAAUAACAACAACAACGACCACAAUAGCUUCCACAAGAAGGAAUCUUUCUUGAAACAACUCCCUCUACCUCCUCCAGUCAGAACCCCAAACCUGAAAAAGUUGCAAUUCGACGCUGAUGUCAGAUUCAAGAAGAAAGUCAACUCCAAUGGCGAUCACAGCUUCGGAAAGGAUCCGUUUGUAGCUGCAUUGGUUGAAUGUUCGAAGGCCGACAACGAUAAAGAAGACGACGACGUAUUGACGAGCAGUAAGUUGUUGCGGAGAAGUAUAAGUGGCAAGUUCGGAUUUGUAAGUCUUUACACUUCUUGUAAAAGAACUUGUGCGGUUUCAGAAUCUGUAGUUUAUCUUCCGAGGUCUAGCCGAACAUCUUAUGAUCUAAUUCAUCACCGCCGUUCACACUGAACUGAAUUGAAUUUCAGCCGUUGAUCAUCAGUACUACUUCUGGAAAAAUUAUUAUAUUUCAGUUUUUUUUUAAAUUUAUUUAAGGAUGUCCCAGUUCUGAAAUUUAUAUUGUAAUAUGUUAAUAUUAAUUUUGAUAUUAUAAUUAAUUAAGAGUUUGAUGUUGCUAGUUUGCUGUAUUUCAUGUGAUGUUAAUGAAGGCAUUACCCAUGUGGGAGAAAAAUUUAAAAAUUUUUACAUUAUAAUCUUUCUUUUUUUUUAGUGGGAA
Mangifera indica (mango) is the source of this 1019-nucleotide messenger RNA. RefSeq lists its product as uncharacterized. NCBI's taxonomy places the organism in Eukaryota, Viridiplantae, Streptophyta, Magnoliopsida, Sapindales, Anacardiaceae. The coding region runs from base 137 to 754 and encodes 205 amino acids. The transcript has 2 exons. The record is from RefSeq and is a predicted model, not a curated record.